Molecule: messenger RNA, 2426 nt
Organism: Nomascus leucogenys (northern white-cheeked gibbon)
Lineage: Eukaryota; Metazoa; Chordata; Mammalia; Primates; Hylobatidae
Gene: TRIM58
Product: tripartite motif containing 58
Molecular function (GO): zinc ion binding; protein binding
Source: RefSeq, a predicted model, not a curated record
CGCGAGGGGAGACAGGGCGGGCGGCCGGGAGCGCGGCCAUCCGGGAGGCGGGUCAUGGCCUCGGGGCCGCCCGGGGAGCGGCUGCGCGAGGAGGCGCGGUGCCCCGUGUGCCUAGAUUUCCUGCAGGAGCCGGUCAGCGUGGACUGCGGCCACAGCUUCUGCCUCAGGUGCAUCUCUGAGUUCUGCGAGAAGUCGGACAGCGCGCAGGGCGGCGUCUACGCCUGUCCGCAGUGCCGGGGCCCCUUCCGGCCCGCGGGCUUUCGCCCCAACCGGCAGCUGGCGGGCCUGGUGGAGAGCGUGCGGCGGCUGGGGUUGGGCGCGGGGCCCGGGGCGCGGCGAUGCGCGCGGCACGGCGAGGACCUGAGCCGCUUCUGCGAGGAGGACCAGGCGGCGCUGUGCUGGUUGUGCGACGCCGGCCCCGAGCACAGGACGCACCGCACGGCGCCGCUGCAGGAAGCCGCCGGCCGCUACCAGGUAAAGCUCCAGAUGGCUCUGGAACUUGUGAGGAAAGAGUUGGAGGACACCUUGACUCAGGAGGCCAACAUGGGGAGAAAGACUGUCAUUUGGAAGGAGAAAGUGGAAAUGCAGCGGCAGCGCUUCAAAUUGGAGUUUGAGAAGCAUCGUGGCUUUCUGGUCCAGGAGGAGCAGCGGCAGCUGAGGUGGCUGGAGGCGGAGGAGCGAACGACACUGCAGAGACUGCGGGAGAGCAAGAACCGGCUGGCCCAGCAGAGCAAGGCCCUGAAGGAGCUGGCAGACGAGCUGCAGGAGAGGUGCCAGCGCCCGGCCCUGGGUCUGCUGGAGGGUGUGAGAGGAGUCCUGAACAGAAGUAAGGCUGUCACAAGGCUGGAAGCAGAGAACAUCCCCAUGGAACUGAAGACAGCGUGCUGCAUCCCUGGGAGGAGGGAGCUGCUGAGGAAGUUCCAAGUGGAUGUAAAGCUGGAUCCCGCCACGGCGCACCCGAGUCUGCUCUUGACCGCCGACCUGCGCAGUGUGCAGGAUGGAGAGCCAUGGAGGGAUGUCCCCAACAACCCUGAGCGAUUUGACACGUGGCCCUGCAUCCUGGGUUUGCAGAGCUUCUCAUCAGGGAGGCAUUACUGGGAGGUUCUGGUGGGAGAAAGAGCAGAGUGGGGUUUAGGGGUCUGUCAAGACACACUGCCAAGAAAGGGGGAAACCACGCCAUCUCCUGAGAAUGGGGUCUGGGCCCUGUGGCUGCUGAAAGGGAAUGAGUACAUGGUCCUUGCCUCCCCGUCGGUGCCUCUUCUCCAACUGGAAAGUCCUCGCUGCAUUGGGAUUUUCUUGGACUAUGAAGCCGGUGAAAUUUCAUUCUACAAUGUCACAAAUGGGUCUUAUAUCUACACAUUCAACCAACUGUUCUCUGGUCUUCUUCGGCCUUACUUUUUCAUCUGUGAUGCAACUCCUCUUAUCUUGCCACCCAUGACAGUCGCAGAGUCAGGAAACUGGGCAUCCAGGGAUCAAUUAGAUCCUGCUUCUGACGUAAGAGAUGAUCAUCUCUAAAAUUCUCUUCCCAAGAUGCAGUCCUAGCGUAGCAAACGUUCCUGGAGUGGGGUGAAGGAUAUCAAUAUACUAAGUUUUAACAGAUACCCCCAUAUAGGUCAGCACUUGAUUCCUUGUUGCCGUGAAAUAUUUCCAUGGGACAAAAGAGAGAAUAUGAAAUAUUUGCAUAUGGGAAGAUUAUAGAGCAUAAUACUUUUAUAAAUGGAGCAAUCUCAACCUCUAUUUCUAGAUCACAUUUUCUUGAUGUCUUCCUUCAAAUUAUUGACCUUGGAUUACAUAAGGAUUUCUAUCAUUCAUUAUAAUUUGUUAUUCCUUUCAAUAUCCUUGUAUUCCAAAUCUUCCAUGUAAGAAUUAGACAUGGCAAUUCUUAAAUUGAUUCAGAGUGGUCUGAUACUAUUCCAGUGUCACCUCCUUAAUUCUGUUUCUCCUGAUUUUCCUUCUCAUUCUCUCCUCCCCCCCCAUCUCUCUUUCCCUGUCUCUCUCUCUCUCUCUCGUUCCUUAUUUUUUGUUUCUUACCUCUUACUGUUUAACCUGUUGCUUCCUUCUACAUUAAUACCUUUAGAGCCAUUCCUUUAUACAGUCACAUUUCCUAUGACUUAAUUACUUUUAAAAUACUUUUUAUUCUGGGACUAAUUUUUAAGAAUUACAAAGCUCAUUCCUCUGAAUCUAAUAUCACUAACUCCUAGACAUUUUCCGUUUUCUCUGGAUACACUUUAAGUAGGAAUUUAUCAGAAUUUUCAUUCAUUUCUUUAACGUAGAUAUUUACUAGUUAUAAGAUCUUAAGGCUGGGUGCAGUGACUCAGUCCUGUAAUCCCAGCACUUUGGGAGGCUGAGGCGGGUGGAUCACAAGCUCAGGAGUUCGAGACCAGCCUGGCCAACAUGGUGAAACCCUGUCUCUACUAAAAAAAAAA